Messenger RNA from Solanum lycopersicum (tomato), 1892 nucleotides. RefSeq names its product probable transcription factor KAN2. Gene Ontology annotation, cellular component: nucleus. The record is from RefSeq and is a predicted model, not a curated record. Gene Ontology annotation, biological process: abaxial cell fate specification; regulation of DNA-templated transcription. Gene Ontology annotation, molecular function: transcription cis-regulatory region binding. NCBI's taxonomy places the organism in Eukaryota, Viridiplantae, Streptophyta, Magnoliopsida, Solanales, Solanaceae.
CCCCACAUUAGCCUCUCAAAGUGUCAUUUUCUCACAUAUACUUCACACAAAAGAAACAACCAUUCACUUCAUCUUCAUCCUUUGUCAUUUCUCUCUCUCUCAAAAACUCAAUCUCAAAUUCCUUCUUGGUACUACUACUACUACCUUUCUUUUGAUCAACACAAAGAUAACAUAAGUUACUAGUAAGCGCAGCGCGCUAGCGCAAAGAAAGAGAAGAAGUAUAUACAUGGAGCUAUUCCCAGCACAACCAGACUUAUCUUUACAAAUAAGUCCUCCAAACAACAAAUCAUCAUCAUCAUCAACAACAACAACAACAACAUGGAAGGCUAUGAGUAGUAAUAAUAACAAUAUUGAUAGAGAUGAGAUGGACUUAUUCUUCUUGAGAAGAGCUUUAGAAUCAAAACCUGAUAACAACAAUACUCUUUUUGAGCUUUCUUUAUCUAAUCCUAAUUAUAAACCUUCUCAUCAUACUCAACUAAUUAACUCUUCCCAUUUUCAUCCCCUACAAAACACAAAUUUCAUCCACCAACAAAAUCAACAACAACUUAAUAUCAUGAGACCUAUAAGAGGAAUUCCAUUGUACAAUCAAAACCCUCUUCCUCUUCCUCUUCCUCUUUCUCAUCAUCAUAAUAACUACCCAAUAUUUGCUCACCAAACCUUUGAAAAUACUGCUCCUACAACAACACCUACAUUACCUAUACAUUCUUCUGGAUAUUGUAUUAGUAGUUUUAGUAACAAUAGUAACAAAACUAUACCUAAUUCCUCACCAACAACUAUCCCUUUUCAUCAUUCUAAUCAUCAAGGUGGGCUAAUGCGAUCUAGAUUUUUAUCAAGGUUCCCUAAACGUACCAUGAGAGCGCCACGUAUGCGAUGGACUAGUAGUCUUCAUGCCAGAUUUGUUCAUGCUGUUGAGCUCUUGGGUGGCCAUGAAAGAGCAACACCCAAAUCAGUUCUUGAGCUAAUGGAUGUGAAAGAUCUCACUUUGGCACAUGUUAAAUCCCAUCUACAGAUGUAUAGGACGGUCAAGACUACCGAUAGAGCAGCAGUUCCAGCUUCUUCAGGCCAAUCUGAGGUAUUCGAUAAUGGGUCUUCUGGGGAAACUUCAGAGGAUUUAAUGCCUGACAUGGAAAAUUCAAAAAAGCCUGAUUUAUCUGAUCAACAAGGCAAAAAUAGUAUGCAUCUUCAAGAGAUAGAUUAUCAUGGUCUUUGGAGCAACUCUUCGAGCAGAGAAAGUUGGCAGCUGCAUGGCAAACAUGGUGACUACCCUGGGAACAUCCCAUCUCUUGAGAAAACAGUGAAAAAUCAGCAUAUAGAUUUGGAAGCAAAAUGUUUAAGCUAUGAUAGAUUAUCAGGAGAAGUGAGCUCUUCAAGUAUAACAGAGACAAGUCCAAAGAAGCCUAAUUUGGAGUUCACUUUGGGAAGGCCUUGAGAGUAAUAUAAAAUAAAUAAAUUGCAUGCAGAUAAGUUAUUAAGUAGUACUCAUUUUGAAAUCAUUAUAAUUUCUGACAAGGCAAAAGUUAAAAAAAAAAAAGUAACAAGAGAAUCAGGUACCCACAAGAAGAGAAAAAAAAAGAAGCAAAAGAAAGACAAGGAGACAAAAAAGACAGGAAGAAGGCAUAAGGAGAAGGAGGGGGAAAAUAUGUGAGUCAUCUACAUCAAACAAUAUCUUAUUUUAUUCUUUUUUCUAGAGAGAGAGAGAGAGAAGAAUAUGAAAUCUAAUUGAUUUUGUGUAUUAUUAGAGUAGUCAUUAGAGGGAGAAAGAAAAAAGAGACCUUUUUUCCCCCUCUCUUUUUGUAACUAGUAUCUAGGAAGUUAUCUUUUUAAUUAUCCUUGGUAAUUGCAUGACUUACUUUAUUUUAUAAUGUUUUAAAGAAAAGAAAUGGCUUAGUAUA